AGAGCAGCAGAGUGAGGCAGCCCAGUGUUACCCGGAUGGAACUGUCAUGGCCGCCGUCUCUGACCUGCCAGUCUAAAGAGAAAAGAGAGGAUCCAUUGUAAGACAUGGAGGCUACUCCAGAUGACCCACCAAAAAGCCAUGACCAGAACGGGGAUGUUGAGAAAGAUGCUUCAGUCGAUUCAUUGCCACCAUCAAAAGAACUUGCAAAUCAGACAGAAGACACUGCAUAUAAUGACCUUUGUGUCCAAGAUGAAACACAGUCUGGGGAGUCAGGUACUGAUAACUCUCACACAGAGAGCAAGGCCUCAGAGAAAUCGCCAUGUAAGCUCCAACAGGGUGCUAUUUUCUCUGGAAAGAUACUCAGCUUUUGCUGCUCUGAAUGCAAAGGUGAUACCACUUACAGCCCCAAUGACUUGCUGAAACAUUUUCAAGGGGUUCACAAAGGAACACUUCCAACAUAUCCUUGUGAUCUUUGUACCUUUGUUACCAACGAGUUCUCAUCUCUCCAGCGACAUCGCAUUGGACAUCGAGACACUUUGGUCACUUGUGAGAUCUGCAAUGAUGGAGUCCAGUACUCGCUACUUUUGCUGACCAGGCAUUUCAUUAUGUGCCAUAGCUGUAACGGACUGUUUCGCUGUAAGAAGUGUGACUUUUCGACGAGAGAUGCAGGCACUUUUGUUCAGCACAUACAUCAUCACAACGAGGGCAGCCACAAAUGUGUAAAGUGUCCAUCCAUCAGUCCCACACAAGGGAAGGUCCAUUCUGGAAAAGUCCACUCUGGGACAUUCCCUUUCACGUGUCAGUUUUGUGGUUAUGGUGCUGCACGGAGGGAGUAUCUAAGUAAGCAUAUGGCUGUGGCUCAUGGAGAUGAAAUGGAUAGAACAAACAGAUGGAGAUCAAUCGAGGACAAUUCUAGAGUUAAUUCUCCAGGACUGAAACUGCUGCUUAAAAAGAGUCCUCCCGCUGGGGGGUCCAGGGAACCACAGUGGAUGUCAAAGCUGAAUUCGUACCCUGGAGUAGGUCUGCUUGACCACAGUGGCAGAUUGUUUAAUCCUGAAAAAACAUUGGAGGAAACGCAACAAUUUCUUGAAAGAGCUGUGGGUGUGAAAAAAGAGGGCAACAAGUGGAGUAAAGGUCCGCUAAAGAGUGAGCCACAGUGUUCUUAUCCAGUCGCAUCAACUACACCACAGCCAAAGAUGCAAGAAAAUGAACUUGGUGCUGGUUCUGGGAUUCUAGAUCCAGGCAACAACAAUGGGUUGACUGUUCUCAUGGUCAAAAAUAAAAUCUCAAUUCCCCCGAACUGCACCACAAAAGUAAUGGGCUUUAAGAUGGUAGAUGGUAAAAAGCAUUUAGUUUUAAAAGUCAUCCCAACAAAACAGGAACCUACUACCAAAAAUGAGACAUCACCCACAAAUAUUGUUGAAGAUGAUGAAAAGACUGGUCGCUCCCCCUACUCCUCACUGUCUGAAAGAUCAGGAUCUCUUCUCAGUUUAGAUUCUGGAACAAAGAAAGAUGUAUCUUCCUCAGUAAAAACAGACGCGCGUGAUGUAGAAAAUCACAGUGGGGAUCAGUCAUCUUCAUUAGAUGCACAUGAAGCAAAUGUGGACCCAACUUCAAACCAGGCUGAUGAUGAAGUUCUUGAGAUAUCUGAUGCAUCUGUUGCCAAGGCUUCAGCCUCACAUUGUGCUGACUUGUCCACAAUAAACAAAGAGGCAGAUUUUUCGGAAAACCAGUGCAGUGGUUCGGAUUCAGAAAUGAAGUCAUUACAUGAUGAUCACUGUCCACCCCAAUCCACAGCUGAGGAGUCCAAAUCUACACAUUCAGCCUCUAACUCAGUUGAGACAGCACACAUAGACCAAACCAAAGUAAAAGCAGCUCCAUUAGAAACACUUGCCAAACCCACCACAGAUGUAGAUUCAUGUACUGAUCUAUCGUUAUCAGAAUCAGCUGCAGGUGAGCACACUCUUCCUGAAAUUCCAGUAUCGGCAAGUGAUGCCACACAACCAUCAGUGGCAGAUGAGGCCACUCCCCCUCCCGUCUCAGUUAAGUCUCAUAGUAAUUUAGCAGCAAGUAAACAUGUGGAAUCCACUAAAGAUCAUGAUGAAUGUAAGAGACUUACCGAGCAGAGUUCACCUAAAAUUCCGUCCCCCACUUCAGUUCAUUUAGCUAAAGAGAACGAGACCUCUGUUGAUGAUGAAGGUGAGACUUCGUUAUCUGAGAAUGCAGCAACUCUGACCCCCUUUCCAGAUGCAUUGAAUGGUCAGACCUCUCAGCCUAGUUCAGUCACUGAUUCCUGUCCCAGCAAGGAGCUGCUCACAGAUAAUCUGCUCUCAGAUUCAGAUACAAGCCCACAGAAAAAAACAACUGCUAAUGAUUCCUCUGAUGCCAAAGAUGGUCUUGCAGAAGUUGACACUGUUUUGCAAAAUUCCCCAAAUCAGGAAGUUUUUAGUUUUCACAAUUACUCUAAAGAGACUUUUGGCAGUUCGCCUGAUUUUCUGGAUGCUGAUGAACAUUCUCAAGAGGACUUGGAGGAAGACGAGUGUGAAGAUGAUUUUGAUGAACUCAAGCUGGCUUCGGAUUGGAGUUUAACACUACCUGCUUCUCCACCCCUUGUGGAUGAACAGUCUGAAGAAUAUGUCGGAAGUGGGGAAGAAAGCAGUGCAGGUGUUAAUGAGAUAACUUCAGCCAGUGAGAAUAAAUCAUUAGAACGAGUGUCCGAUAGCGACAUAGAGGUUGAUGAGUGCGUAGCUACUGUUGAUGAUUUACCCAUUACAGCGAUGACGGAGACUGACAAGGGAGCAUGUUUAUCAGAGUCGGAGAAAAAGGAAGAGGAUUUUAUGUCUUCUGUGUUAGAAGGUGGUCCUGCAUCUUUGAGUAAUGCUACUGGUUUGGGCAAGGUACUCGAAGAGCAUUCAGAUGCCAUCAUCAGCCAGCAGCUUGAGAAAGAAAAGAUAGUAUCGUCAGCUAUGCUGCAGGAUUCUAACAAGCCUACAAAAACAACACUUCGGAUCCUGCAGAUGCCUGAGGGAAAGAAACAGAUGUUCCUUCAGACUACGGAGACUCCAUAUGCUGUGCCUGUCCAGCUCACCAGUGGCCAAGGCUUCAAGCUUAUUACAAAGUCCUGCGCUUCCAAAGUUAAUGUGUCAUAUGUUAAGCCAGGAAUCGAAAUACCAAGCAAAGGAUCAGGGUUGUCUCUCACACUUAAUGGUGGUAGAAUUGGCAUGUCAGCCCAGAGUUUAAGUGGAGAGGGUAAAGGUCAUGCAUCACUCCUGCAAACAGUGAGCAGCAAUGGAGGCCGCUAUUUUGUCAGUGCUUCUGCCCUGAAAGGGCCUCUUCUCUUAUCAGGUACUGUUAAGUCGCCCUCAGAACAGACAAUAAACGCGCAACCGAUGUGUUAUUUAGUUCAACGACCACUUCCUGUUUCACCAAGUACUGAGUCAACUAGUUCAACCUCAAAGACAGUCCUGACCACUCGCCCAGUAUUGGCUAUGCCUGUGAAAUCAGCUGAUAAAGCAGUUCCUUUGCAAACUGGACGACAGGCAUACUUGGUGAGGUAUAUCUCGCCAGCCAAGUCAAGGAUACUGGUAAAUAGCUCAAAUGAGAAGGGGGCAAACCAGGGCAGCCAAGCAAACGAAGGAGGCAAAAGCAGGGUUUUCCUCAAAAUAGUUAGAAGUCCGAAUGGUACCAGGUUCCUCUCCACUACUCCAUACACUUCAGCCAAAAAGCCACUUUAUGUGGCCGCAAGUUCUCUGCAGUCACCUUACUUACUUAUGUCUUCAGAUUGGUCAGCAGGACUGAAAACCUCCAAUAGUGCUCAUAGCACCGCUCAUAAACUCAUCUCAGCAAAACUUAGAAAUAUUUUACCCCAGUCAGAUAUUCACCCUGAGAACCAAGUUGAGGAUGGCUUAAUAGUGCAGAAAUCCUCAUUUUUGCCCAUGCAUGCCCGUCCACGGAGCCAACGCAAGAGAAGGAGAAGGAUCUUGUUUGCGGAAUCUUUUGAGACCUCUCCUAAAACUAGAAGAAUGUCAACCAAGGCUCUUGCUCAGAAAGAGGCGUCCUCGUUGUGUGAGCCAGUGGCAAAAGAUGUUGAGAGAACACUUAGACUUUCUCCCUUCAGCCCAUUUCAGCAGAUCAAAUGUCCUCGUCAAAACCAGCCAGUAGUGGUGCUAAACCACCCCGACGCUGAUAUUCCUGAGGUGACGAACAUUAUGAAGUCUGUUAACAGAUACAAAGGUGAAGUAAUCAAGGUGGCAUUGUCAGAGAACACAGUCAGAGCCCUGUCUGAGUGGAGUGUCACUGGUCCAGAUGGUACACUGUCAAACACUCCUGGUUUCGGUGCAGGGUCACAAGUCCAGCCAUCAGGGAACAAUGUUAGAGAGCGAUUUAUCUUAAGACUGAAGUUAAAAAAGACAAGAAGAAACAAAUAUGAGGUAGUGAGGUUGCCCUCCAGCACAGGUUCAGAGCAAAUACCAAUGUUUAGUUGUUGGUUUUGUGGCCGAGUGUUUAACAAUCAAGAAGAGUGGAUUGGCCAUGGACAGCGGCAUCUCAUGGAGGCUACAAGAGACUGGAAUAAGCUGUUCUAAUGUAACCACACAGCUCUUGGUUUGGGUCAAAAGCCGUCCUCUGAUGUAGAAAUAUUCUUUAAAAAAAAGUACUGUUAGAUAUACUUAAGCUGUCUAUUUUUUUUCCCAUAGAUAUCCGUUCAGAAGAUUUUUAAUGGAUAGUGUAACAGAAGAAAGUUUGGUACCUGAUACCAAUUUGUAUGUAAAUAUUUUUAACCCAUGUAUAUUGAACUCUAGACCUUUUGUGUAUGUACAUAAUUGAACUGUGAAAACUGGACACACUGUAUGUUUAUACAUGCAAGCAAAAAAGAUCACUGGUAUGAAAGGAAGGUGCUGUCUGUAAUAGACCUAUUUCAAUGCAGUCAGUUAACAGAUUUCUCAGGUAAUUUCAGAAACCAGUUUAUAAAGAGAUCUUUUAUGUUGGCUCAGAAAGCGUCUGAAAAUAUUUUUCAUUUAUGGGUGUGUUUUAAGUUGGCCACACGCAUUAACCGUUGGUAGAGGUCAUAGAGCUUAUUACUUUAGUAAUUUUUUUUUAAAAAUUCCUUCUUACUUAAACAUUUCCCUUUUAAAUCCGAAUCAUAUAAAUGUUCAUUAUGAACACUGGUCAGUUGAUGUAGCUGUAGAAAUAUCUGUGCAAACUUUUAGGUUCCUGUGGAAGCUGUAUUUUUAAAACUGUUAUUUUCAUACACUGUAUGUGUGUAUCUACGUUGUCAUGUUUGUUUUACUGGUGCUAUCCUAUUUUUUUUUAAUCAUGUUAAAACUGACCCAGUGUCACUUUCGUAGCAAUAAUACAUUUCACCCUAGUUUAAACUAUGUUUUAAAUCUUCUGUACAACCCCCCCAGGGAAUAUAGUAUCCAUUUUAGUGUUUCUUUCUCUUUUGCUGUUCUCUUUUUGAAUGAAGAUAAAAAAACAAACGCAAAGCACAGUAAUACUUUCAUGUUUUAUACUUUGCAUGUUCAGAUGCAAACCACCAAUCCACCAAAUGGCCAACCAGACACUAAAUUAAUGUUGUGAUGGGUCUCGUUCUCAUAUACUUGUGUGCCUCAAUCUGCCUCAAAGUUUUUACCAGGCAGUUAUUCUUGUUGUUUGUGUUGAGUUUCUUGUGUGUUUAAGAGGGUUGAGUGGUUAAAUGGCAAUUACUUCAACACAGAUAUUAUUAUUAUUAUUAUUAUUAUUUUUAAUGACUCAAAUUUCAGGCUUUUUAUUGGCAUCCACAGUACUGUUCAGCCAGGUUAAAUGUUUGAACGGUUUAAUUUACAUGAAUUACUACCAAUGUUAAAUAGAAUCUGCUGGUCUAUAUUUGUUACUGAUGACUUAUGCAAACCUAAAAUGUUAAAAUGGACACUUUCUGAACAAGUUCUGCUUUACCUCAGAGUUGGCAGCAUUUACAAUACCAUGUAAAGUAAAAAGGCAGGAAUUUGUGAAGUUAUACCUUUUAACCGUAUCAUUUUUAUUUAAAAUGUUAGCCUUUUGAGCUCCUACAGUUUGCAACGACUUUUAGAUAUUCCUACUCCUCAAUUUUGAAAUAUGACAAUCAUUGUUACAAAGCAGUACAAAGUUUCACUGCUUUGCAUCUUGAUUGCUAUGCCAUUGGUUUUUAAAUGCAUAGUUUGAAAAUUUACUCUCUGUUUAAUGCUUUUCACUCACAGCGCUGCACCCUUUAUUCUGCUCUUGUGAUCCUUCCUUAGAUUACCACUACAUUAUGCCAUCCACAAGUAGAAAGCAUCACCCUCUCACAUGCCAACAUAAUCACAACCAAAUACUUUUUUAAUCAUGAGGCAAAAAAAAAAUCUGUUUGAUGUUUAAUGCUAAUGUCAAACAGGUCGUUUAGGUUUACUGCGAUGUGAAAAACAAAUGUAUUUUUCUAUGCUAAGUGCCUAAAAUGUGACGCACCAGGUCGACACUAUUGUACUGUAUUCACCUCCUUACAGUUCCUCCUUGAAUAAAUGUAAAUACUUUGAAAGAA
Molecule: messenger RNA, 6529 nt
Organism: Neoarius graeffei (lesser salmon catfish)
Lineage: Eukaryota; Metazoa; Chordata; Actinopteri; Siluriformes; Ariidae
Product: zinc finger protein 518A
Exons: 2
Coding region: 105-4583 (1492 amino acids)
Biological process (GO): regulation of transcription by RNA polymerase II
Cellular component (GO): nucleus
Molecular function (GO): RNA polymerase II transcription regulatory region sequence-specific DNA binding; DNA-binding transcription factor activity, RNA polymerase II-specific
Source: RefSeq, a predicted model, not a curated record